AUGGGAACUUAUUUUCUGAGGAAACAGCCUGUCAGGCUGGUGGGAGGAGAGAGUCGCUGUGAGGGAGACCUGGAGGUGAGAGGUGAGGGAGAAUGGAGACCAGUGGGUGCUCUUAGAGAGGACCUGGACCUGAAGACAGCAGCAGUCGCCUGCAGAGAUCUCGACUGUGGCUCUGCUGUUUCUGUAGGACGGAGAGAGGAGUCCUCAGGGAGAGAUGUGUGGGUGAUCAAACCUUCCCGUCUUCAUUCUGGAUCUGCUCUGAGGGACUGUGCGAUAUCAAUUCCCUCUCCUUACCUCCUGAAUCUCACCUGCUCAGACCUGCUGCUUCAGCCCAACAUCUCUGUGUCCUCCUCCAUGUACGGGGUCUCCGGGUCCCAGCAGCAGGGGUUCCAGGUGCUCAGAGGCUCCACCUUCAGCAUCAGCUGCUCCAUCCAGCCUCAGUACCCAGGAGGCUCCUUCCUGCUCAGCUCCUCCACUCACAACUACACCCAGCCAGCUGUCAAUCACAGCGCCCACUUCCUGUUCCCGGCUGCAGAGCCCGCCCACCAGGGAAACUACAGCUGUGUUUAUCACCUGUUGGUUCGCUCUCAUAACUUCUCCUCUGAGAGCCGUCUGCUGUCUGUCACUGUCUCAGAUCCCCCACCUCUGAUCCUCCGAGCCGUCGUCCUGCUGAUGGUUCUGCUGCUGACUCUGCUGCUGGCCAGCGGCCUUUACUUCGUCUGCAAGGCCACCAGGGGGCAGCCUGACAGACAGGAGGACAUGGAGCUGCAGGAAGUGAACCUGGCUGUCAUGCCUCUGCAGGCCACCAGGGGGCAGCCUGACAGACAGGAGGACAUGGAGCUGCAGGAAGUGAACCUGGCUGUCAUGCCUCUGCAGGCCACCAGGGGGCAGCCUGACAGACAGGAGGACAUGGAGCUGCAGGAAGUGAACCUGGCUGUUCCUGCAGAGGAAGAGUAG
This is a messenger RNA of Trematomus bernacchii (emerald rockcod), 957 nucleotides long. RefSeq lists its product as uncharacterized. Bases 1 to 957 code for a protein of 318 amino acids. Lineage: Eukaryota; Metazoa; Chordata; Actinopteri; Perciformes; Nototheniidae. The record is from RefSeq and is a predicted model, not a curated record. The transcript is spliced from 5 exons. Gene Ontology annotation, cellular component: membrane.